GAGGGGAGGGAGUUUGUCCCAGCCCUGCUGUGCACGAGGCCCAAGAAGUGGGCCUAUUGGCUCUUCGGGUCUGGGGCGGGGUUUUGGCCAUGGUCGGCUGAUCCCCGCCCCGGCAUCCUCAGUCCAGGCCAAGCAUUCAUUGGAGAAGGAGUUCCUACGCGAGCUCCUUCUGAGAACAGGCCUUUUUUCGCCGGGCGGGGACGCCCAAUAGCGGGUAAGCGGAGCAUUCGGCGAGGCCUGUCGUCCCAUCGCGAGGGGCAGAAGGAGCUGUCGGCGGCUUCCGCUGCGCACGGGGACCUCGGCGUUCAGCUGGCGGGCCAUUCAGCGGGCCAUGCUUGGCCUUCGCAAGGGCUUUAGCCCUCUGGUUUGUUGGGGCCCUCUCCCGGCCGUCAUGGGCUUGGGGGGGGGGUGGUGGCCACAGCUGGGUGGGGAAAACAUCCUCGGUGGGGCUGGCAACUAUUCUGGGUGGUGGCCUUAGCUAGGUGGUUGAUUCUCCCUGGGGCUGGCGGCCAGCUAUCUGGGUGGUGGCCAUAGCUGGGUGGUUUGUCCUUCCACGGGGGGUGGCAGCUAUUAUUCUGGGUUGCAGAUCCUUUUUGUGGGUUGCUGAUUGCUAGCCGGUUGUUUCCCUUUAUUUUGGAAAGGCUCUGGGGGUUCUCCUUGCUCAUUGUGGGCAGGUGUAAUAUUUUCUCCCUUAACCUUACAGCCUCAUUUGGUUCAAUCUUGUCAUUUAGGGGCAGGAGUGGUUCAAAAUGCCCAGGAAGGCAAAAGAAAAGAAAGGGGGCAAGCCCAUUAGACAGUCCAAGAGGCCUGCCCCUCCGCCUUCUUCUUCGGAAGAAGAUGAUGAAGAAAUGGUUCUCAUUAGGGGCCUGAUUAAUAGAAUGGAAGCACUCGAGAAGGCCAAGGCUGUUCCCUCUGACAAGGGUGCGGGCCCUUCUGGGGUGGUUGUGCCUACCAAGGUUCUUCAUCGCACACGCGGUACUGCCAGGACCCGGUUACUAAAGUCUUUUUCCAAUAGGCUGGAAGCGCUAGAGAAAAGUGGGGGCCCCGCUGGCCCAGUUCCUUCCACAGAGCCGGUUGAUCCAGGGAUGCCGAUGCCUAGUGGUCUGGUUCCUGCGCUGCCUUCGCCUGCGGUCCCUCUGCCUCCAUUGCCAGUGGAUCAGUCUCCUUUGGACCCAGCCGUCCCGAUGGCACCAGGUGCUGGUAGAGCAGCGGCUCCUGUUCGGGUCCUGGUGUGUGGCCAUUCAUUGGUCUUUUGGGCCUUCAAGCGGACCAGCACCUUCCAGUGGGGCACUCAGUUGGGAUUUGGAAGGAGGGCCUCGGUUUAUUGGUUGGGUAUGUGGGGUAUGCUGUGGAGCCAGCUGCUCCCUGCUAUUCGGGACCAUUUAGCUAAGUACCCUGAGCCCGAUAUUAUUGUUAUUCAUUUGGGCGAGAAUGAUUUAGGCAGGCGGACUGGCCUCUCUAUCAUUCAACAAGCAUCUUCCGAUCUUGCGAUCUUGCAGGGUUGGAUACCUGGGGUUCGCAUAUUAUGGGUUAAUUGGUUGCAAUGCAGGGUCUGGCGGGGGGUUCAGAACGUGCUGGGCAUUGAGAAGGCUCGGCGUAAAUCUUCUGCAGCAAUAGGUAAACUGGCGAGGGCAGCAGGGGGUGAGGUUCUGCGACAGCCUGGGCUGUCUGCCCGUUUCCCGGAGUUGUUUCGCCCUGACGGAGUUCACCUCUCUGAGGUGGGAUGUGACCUGUAUCUUAGCAACAUUCGGAAGGGGCUUGCUAAGUUUGUGGAGAGGUAUGGGGCAGGGAGGUCAAGCUAGGCUAACCUCCCUGGGUGGCAGUAACAGGGCAGGCGGGGUGGUAAUUUGAGGGAUAGAACAUCGGUGAGCACCCUUGGAUAUUUAAGAGGUGGACUGGUCAAUCGCUCCUUUGUGGUCUGUGUGGCACGGGGAGAAUGGAUUGCCAUGAAACCGGCUUCAGGACUUCACCAAUCUUUGGGCUGAGUGGUCCGGGGUGGGUGAAGACCUUGAAGUAUCCAGAUCCUCUCUUACUAAAGGGGGGGGGGGUUGGCUUUGAAGGAAUUGGGCUGGGUAUACCUGCCUGUUUCCCGAGCCAGGGUGUGUUGCCCAGUAGGGCGCUGGGUAGGACCUCAGAGUCCUAACCCAGUCCUAGUAGGCCCGCACUGUUCUCUAAGGGUGAUUAAUCACCUGGUGUUCCA
Molecule: messenger RNA, 2200 nt
Organism: Hemicordylus capensis (graceful crag lizard)
Lineage: Eukaryota; Metazoa; Chordata; Lepidosauria; Squamata; Cordylidae
Exons: 2
Coding region: 750-1802 (350 amino acids)
Source: RefSeq, a predicted model, not a curated record